Molecule: messenger RNA, 390 nt
Organism: Phytophthora sojae
Lineage: Eukaryota; Oomycota; Peronosporomycetes; Peronosporales; Peronosporaceae
Exons: 1
Coding region: 1-390 (129 amino acids)
Source: RefSeq, a predicted model, not a curated record
AUGAGUACCAAACGAUUCACCGCAAACCCCUUCGACGAGUUGACGCUGACGACCGAAGACUGCGCCAAGCUUAUCGAAGUCGCCGACUCCAUCAUGCUCGCCAAGGUCGAAGAGUACGAGGAGUAUCUCAACGACGACAAGCGCGUGGACGCCCGACGCUGGAAGAAAUUCACGAAUUCAGGCGCCACGACGUGCUACCUCCAACGGAAGAAGGCGAACCCCAAGUCGAACAUGGUGGAGGCCCUCAUGGUCGGCCCGCUGCCCGGUACUCUGGACGAGAACAUGUUCGGGUUAAUUAGCCCGACACUCGAAUCCAUACGGAUCAAGGCGUCCUACCUGACCAGGACGACUUUGGACAGCACACCUUGCAGCAGACGAUCGAGGCGCUGA